Messenger RNA from Ectocarpus sp. CCAP 1310/34, 2789 nucleotides. The record is from the annotation of a GenBank genome assembly. NCBI's taxonomy places the organism in Eukaryota, Phaeophyceae, Ectocarpales, Ectocarpaceae.
AUGGAGCUGAUGCAAGCGGACCACGGCCGACUGGGACCCGAGCUGCCACGUCUUCCCAGAGUGGGCGCGAGGCUUCACGACACGGAGACGAGGCGCAAAUCCACCGAGUCGCUGGCGGCCCGGCGACUCCUGGAAGCCGGGCAUCUCGGGCCCGAGUCCGCCGUCGCCCGCUGGAUCAGCUCGACAAGGUUCCACCGGAGGUUGGAACUGCAGCAAGCUCUCCGCUUUGCUGGAGUUCCACCUCCGGUGGAACCCGAGGAUGAUGGCCAAGAACCUUGGCUUGCCCGCGGAGCUGGAAGGGCGGCACUGGUAUCCAACCGGUUCCUCAUGGAGCUGACGCAGCGGGCCUCGGCCGACUGGGACCCGAGUUGCCAAGUCUUCCCAGAGUGGGCGUGGGCGGCCACCCCAAAGGCUUGUUUCUCUCCGCGAAAGUGCGAGGCUUCACGACACGGAGACGAGGCGCAAAUCCACCGAGUCGCUGGCGGCCCGGCGACUCCUGGAAGCCGGGCAUCUCGGGCCCGAGUCCGCCGUCGCCCGCUGCAUCAGCUCGACAAGGUGUUGGCUGUAGUGCCCUCACAGCGCGCGGCCAAGCCACGAAGGUUGGCCACCAUCCUCAGGUUCCACCGGAGGUUGGAACUGCAGCAAGCUCUCCGCUUUGCUGGAGUUCAAUCUCCGGCGGAAUCUGAGGAUGAUGGCCAAGAACCUUGGCUUGCCCGUGGAGCUGGAAGGGCGGCACUGGUAUCCAACCGGUUCCUCAUGGAGCUGAUGCAAGCGGACCACGGCCGACUGGGACCCGAGCUGCCACGUCUUCCCAGAGUGGGCGCGAGGCUUCACGACACGGAGACGAGGCGCAAAUCCACCGAGUCGCUGGCGGCCCGGCGACUCCUGGAAGCCGGGCAUCUCGGGCCCGAGUCCGCCGUCGCCCGCUGCAUCAGCUCGACAAGGUUCCACCGGAGGUUAGAACUGCAGCAAGCUCUCCGCUUUGCUGGAGUUCCACCUCCGGUGAAACCUGAGGAUGAUGGCCAAGAACCUUGGCUUGCCCGUGGAGCUGGAAGGGCGGCACUGGUAUCCAACCGGUUCCUCAUGGAGCUGAUGCAAGCGGACCACGGCCGACUGGGACCCGAGCUGCCACGUCUUCCCAGAGUGGGCGCGAGGCUUCACGACACGGAGACGAGGCGCAAAUCCACCGAGUCGCUGGCGGCCCGGCGACUCCUGGAAGCCGGGCAUCUCGGGCCCGAGUCCGCCGUCGCCCGCUGCAUCAGCUCGACAAGGUUCCACCGGAGGUUGGAACUGCAGCAAGCUCUCCGCUUUGCUGGAGUUCAAUCUCCGGCGGAAUCUGAGGAUGAUGGCCAAGAACCUUGGCUUGCCCGCGGAGCUGGAAGGGCGGCACUGGUAUCCAACCGGUUCUUCGUGGAGCUGACGCAGCGGGCCACGGCCGACUGGNAAGGUUGGCCACCAUCCUCAGGUUCCACCGGAGGUUGGAACUGCAGCAAGCUCUCCGCUUUGCUGGAGUUCAAUCUCCGGCGGAAUCUGAGGAUGAUGGCCAAGAACCUUGGCUUGCCCGCGGAGCUGGAAGGGCGGCACUGUGAUUUCGAUGCUGCGGGACAAGAGCUCCGGCCUGACGGACGCCAAGUUGCUGAAGCACCUCCAGAACGUGUGCAUCGUGUACGCGUGCUUGGCGAUCAAGCGCAACGCCGGGAUUGUCUCCACACAGGCCAAGCACGCGGCAGCGGCGCAGGAUACAAGGACAUCGCUGUCCCUGGCUUCUUCAAGUGGCUCCAGGAAAACUUGGACAAGGAGGAUUUCUUCUUGCAGCCGUGGCUCACGUUCGAGGUCAUGGGGAAGACGUCCAUGAAGGGAGGCGCGGUCCUCUCCACCGACGGCGAAAAAAUGUGGAAGCGGUUCGACAAAAUCCUGCGCGAAAUCAAGAAAUACUACAACCCCGUGUGGGACAGGCAAUACUAAAUGAAGACGCGAGGCCGAACACGAAGGAACACGAAGGAUAUUGAUCAAUUGUAUUUGUUCUCAAGAAUAGUAGGCGGUUUUACGGGAGUAAUAAUCAGUGAUGUUGCGUUUGUUUCUGUAAAAAACGCCCACAUGCGCCCGUGUCUGGUGUGUUGUCGUGAGCAUCGAAGGCGGUGCCUAGCGGUUUGAUGUUCUUAUUUUUUGUUGGCACACCAAUGGAAUUGCCGCACUACAUGUUCAUUUCGACAUGUCACGUGCCCCGAUCACCAUACAUGUACUAUGCGGACAACAGCAGUGUUGAACAAAUGCUCAAUCGCGUUAACAGCUGCUUUUGGCGGCAACUCGCUGGCGUUUCCCCCCUCCCCCUUCAAGAAAGCAACAUAACACCACGGGUGGGAACAGCUUUUGAGAUAGGUGGCCCCAGGGCGUACAACAUGUUGCGAAGAAAAAAAGUAGACCGCCCAUCCCCCACCGUGUUUCCCCCCGAUCAUCUAAACUACGCAUGCAAGUUGUCGCGGUGAGACACACAACAAACAACGAUCACUCAUGUCAGAUAUAUUGUCGCACUCUCCGCACCAAGUCAAAACUGUAGUCACAAACCCUUGUGCGUUUCGCAGUGUGUCGUUUUGCACUCGGUACGGUGACCCUCUCCCUGGUCGGCCUACUCUAAGACGAUGACGGAACUCAUGUGCAUGUGGCACACCGGUGCUGUGUCACUUUGGCCGAUUGGCAUGACUCCUGGAACAAUGUUCUAAACCUCAGCGAAAUAUACAGUGGUGUGUAUUCUUGACAUAGUUUCCGCGCCACGGCCCUUCGAAAUAAGU